AGGUUCCAACACUGUGCGCACGCACUGCCUCACGUUGUGGUGUGCUGCUGCUGCUGCUGCCACGAGCUUCACCCUCCCUAGGACCCAGCUGCACCUUUUAGUGUGUUAUAUACCCACAUCGCCGUGUUGUUGCGCCUUUCGCUGCUGCCCCUCUAGUCUUACACUCUCCUCUAGUGGCGUGUGUGCGUAAAGAUCAAUAAUGUCUGCGUCUCCAGUAGCUCGCCAGGCUGUGGCUCAAGCCCAACCACAGACCAUCCCAAGGAGAAUCACCAUUAACUCACCGGCGGAAUUACCCCACGAUUAUAGUACCACGCCUGGAGGCACACUCUUCUCCACUACCCCAGGAGGUACAAGAAUCAUCUAUGAACGAAACUUCUUGCUGCAAAUGCGGAACUCUCCAUUGGCCAGGACUCCUCCAAAGAACUUACCAGUGAUACCUGGAGUAACUACCAAGGAUGAUGCUGUUGUCCAUAGGGAAAAUGGAACUAUUGCAGAGGAACCGGAGAAGACUGAGCAUGCUGAAGGUGACCAGUUUGAAAUGGACCUUUAAACUGUCUCCCUGGCCCCAGCAUCACCAGGUUUCUGCCCAUCUCACCAUUUGUACAGAAAUCAAGUAGAUCAGUUUCAGAGGAACCUGCUGUACAAAUCCUUGGGCUUAAGCCCACUUGUUGCUCAUGUCUGAAUUGUUUGGGUGGCAUCCUAACUUUUCAGUGGCUCUUCAUACCUAAGUACCAGUAGUCAGCCUUUGCAUGAGAUUUUGACCUGAGCCUUCCUUGGACUUCCAUGGUGAUGAUGAGGUCAGGUUCUCAUAAUUGGUUACGUGGCUAACCAGCACAUUCGACUUUGUAUCGGCAGGGUCGUACUUAUAUAAAAUGAGCAAAGUUUUACUUGCUCAGAUAUCGCUCAACAGCAAGCACAAUGUGUGUCAGCCCAGUGAAGUAAUUUUAUGUGUUGCCCUUUCCUAUGGGUUGCCAAAUUUGAUUAUUGCUUGUGUGGAAGGAGAGGAUCCACUCUACUGAGUUAAGUGGCCAAACCAGUAUAUUUGGAGUUAGUGGGGUGGAAUACAAGCAUUUGAACAAAUGCAGUUGAAGUUCGUUGAAAUUAGUACCCCAAAGCAAUGUAGAACUGAGGGCUGUCAGAAUGAUUUUUUUUUUUUUUUUUUUUUUUUUGUCUUGCAUCAUCAUCAGGGAUUAAGUGCAAGUGCAAUUGUGAAAAUGAUUUCAUACAUUUUCUUUUAAAGACAACUAGUUUUGCUUAGUGCCAAGAAUAAUUUCCUGUAUUAAGUGAAUUGUGUGUUUUAUGCUUUCUCACAAUGUUUUCUUCAUCUCAAUUUAUGAAAUAUUUGAUAUUGGUAUAAAUGUUUCCUAAAAAAAAUACUUUUACACACAGUAAAAUAUGCAAACGACAUUGACAAAAACAAAUGCAAAUAGGAUUUUUUUUUAUGUAAAAUUUACACAUUAGUAGUCAAUGACUUAACAUAGGUGUUCGGUUUUUGUGAUGAAUUUGAGGUAACUGUGAGAGUAUGAUUUCUGUGCUCUGUAAAAAAAAAAAAAAAAAAUAUUGAGGAAAGCGGGUGUGACUUGUAAUUCCUCUUCCAUUAUGCAAUAAAUAUGUUUUAUAACUGUUUAUAAAAAAUAUUCAAAAGUUUUAUUGCCUAAUAAAUGCCAUGUCUAGCCAUUAAUUAUAGGUUAAAAUUAAAAAAUUUUAUACUGUAUAAAGGCCUGCCUAGAUGAAACCCAUUGGUUUUAAAUGUUGGAUGCACAGGUUCAAACACACAGUAAUUAACUUUUUAAUGGUAAUUUAUGGUAGUCGUGUUUGGUGACGUUUGUAGCAGUGAGUUUUUUGCAGUAAUUUGGACAGGGCAUUAAAUAUUGGAGCGAAAUACUUAUUAUAAAGUUCUCAUAAAAGAAUAAAUCCCCAUAAAAA
Molecule: messenger RNA, 1926 nt
Organism: Cherax quadricarinatus
Lineage: Eukaryota; Metazoa; Arthropoda; Malacostraca; Decapoda; Parastacidae
Gene: Thor
Product: eukaryotic translation initiation factor 4E binding protein thor
Biological process (GO): negative regulation of translational initiation
Cellular component (GO): cytoplasm
Molecular function (GO): eukaryotic initiation factor 4E binding
Source: RefSeq, a predicted model, not a curated record